This is a messenger RNA of Scatophagus argus, 17888 nucleotides long. It is a transcript of the gene ush2a, whose product is annotated as Usher syndrome 2A (autosomal recessive, mild). Bases 464 to 17314 code for a protein of 5616 amino acids. Gene Ontology annotation, molecular function: metal ion binding; protein binding; acid phosphatase activity. NCBI's taxonomy places the organism in Eukaryota, Metazoa, Chordata, Actinopteri, Scatophagidae. The record is from RefSeq and is a predicted model, not a curated record. The transcript has 94 exons.
GAGAGAGAGACAGAGGGAGAGGAAUAGAGAGGAGCUUUGUCAAGUUCAGUUGUGCUGCCAUUCAAUUUUUUUUUCUUGUCGAAGUGUGGGCUAGGACUACGCACAAAACAAUUUAAGUCAUAUUUGUAGAGGACUAUUUUUCCUGCUGGAACGGCGGCUGCUGUCGCUGACGGACAGGUGUGUGAAGAAACGCAGGUAGCUUGUUUUGCUCGGCUCAUGCCAGAGCAACAAGUUGAUUGUGUCUUGGCGCUGCACUUGUGAUGGGGAUAGAGCUUUGUGCUGGGAGUCAACAACGACAGAUUGUGAAAUCCUACCUAUCAUGUGAAGGCUUUGGUUGUGGUUUGUGUGUGGGUGUGUGUGUGUGAGGGACAGAGACAGUGUAACGGAGAGUUAAGCUUCACAGCCUCACCCCAGGGGCACUGGCCUGUAAAAAAUGUCCCUGUAACCCUGGAACCAUGAAACCAUGACAGUCAUGACUUAUUCAGGCACUGCUGCAAGGCGUCCGAAAAAAAUCCCGGUUCUUGGACACCUCUCCACCUCUGAGAAUGUUGCAGAACCCCUGUUCAACACUGAAGAACCUCGGACCAUGCUGGACCCCUUGGAAAAUCCUUCUCUAGAAUCUGGCGGGGUCAAAGGCCAGGGAUGGAUUGAACAGAGAGCGAAUGAGGGAGAGGAAGUGAAAAGGAAGAGACAAACAUGGGGGAGCAGAGUGAGCAGUGAGAGCAUGAAUGGAGGAAGGAGAGAGAGGCAGUGGAACUUCAGGAAUAAAUGUACCAAACAAGUUAGAAAAGACCUACAAAGUGGGAGGGAAUGUAUGGGAGGAAGGCACACGACUGGGACAGACCUGUUCGGAGUGCUGUCAGCUGCAGAAACAGAAAGAGAAAUCAAGCGAAAAGAGGAAAAGAGAGAGAAAAUGAAGAAUUGGCCUGUUUUUUCUCAGCCAUUUCACCUGAAAAGCAUCACUGAAGGAGAAGUGAAAAGAGGGAAAAAUAUAAUGAAAGGGACGAGGGGGCAUCAUAUCUUCCUCUGGUUAAUUCUCCUCCUCCUCCUCAGCCUGUGUCCAAAACCUGCUUCGUCUCAGGGGAAUUUUCCACGAAUGGAGAACAUUGCAGCCUUCAAACCUGUGUCCACCUCUCCGGCUCGUUCCACCUGUGGGGUUCCAGAGCGGAGCGCCUACUGUCAGACACCGUCAUCCCAGACUGAGCUGACGACAUGUUAUCAGGCCUUCUGUGUCCAAGAGUGUCCCUAUAGGUCCUCCACACCUCCAUAUGCCCCACUGCUACUGCCUGCACACAGGGGUACCUGUGUAACUGAAGACCGGAAUGACACUCAUCCCAGGACUGGGACCAGUUCAGAGGGGGUUUCUGGUGGAUCCAGUAGUGUUCUUUUUCGGCCAGUUCAGGAUGGAUGUCUGGUCUCUCCUCCCUCACAGAAACUGGGAGCACUGGGUUCUCUCACACUGGCAUUGUGGAUAAAACCAAGCUCCCCUGGAGAGAUGAUGCUGCUGGAGAAGAGCUCAGGAAAGUGGUUGUUCUUUUCCGUGACAGUGUCUGAGAAGGCGGUCACCCUGCGGUACGGUCAGCCCAGCAGUCAGACUCCUCUGACCGUCAGCUUCAGAACAGAGGGGAGGCUUGCACUGGGGAAGUGGACACACCUUGUUUUGCAGGUCCAUGACAGACGUGUGAGUCUAUUCCUGGAUGGGCUCGAGGAGGAUGGAACACCAUUUGACACACAACCUCUGACCGCCAGGCUCUCCGAUAGCAGCGAGGAUGGGGCCAUGUGGGUGGGACUCAGCUCCAGUGGGUCUAAUCAGUUCAUUGGGUGGAUGCAGGACUUUAGAUUUUAUCCUGCCACUCUGACCAACAGGGAAAUAGUGGAGGUGUACUCAGGGGCCCUGCCCGAGCUCCAUGCCCAGUCUGAGUGUCGUUGUCCUCCCAGUCACCCCAGAGUACACCCUUUAGUAGAGAGAUACUGCAUCCCCAGCGGUGUUGAGGACACCACCAAUGACAGAGUCUUAAGACUCAACCUUAAUGCCCAUCCACUCAGUUAUAUCAAUGAUCAGGACCUGGGAACCACAUGGCUUUCUAAGAUCAUGACUGCACAGGAACUGGAUGAAGGAAUCACCAUCACCGUGGAUUUAGCUAAUGGACAAUACCAGGUAUUCUAUGUUAUAGUUCAGUUCAGAGGCAUCUUGCCUGACUCGGUUUUGAUCCAGAGGCGUCAGCUUGACCACACAGAACUUGAGAGUGGCACCACCACAGAACUGCCCUGGUUGGACUGGCAGUAUAUGGCAAGAAACUGCAGCGUUUUUGAAAUGCAGAACAAUGGACCUUUACUGAGACCAGACUCUGUCAACUGUCUGCAGUUGCCCAGUGAUGUUCCUUAUUCAGGAGGUAACAUCACAUUCAGCCUGCUGACCCCAGAACCAAACCCGAGGCCGGGCUAUAAUGACUUCUACAACACUCCUGCCCUGCAGAAGAUGGUACAUGCUACCCAGGUCAGGAUACACCUGAGUGGACAAUACCACACCGGAGCAGCUGGUGUGAACCAGCGACACAGAUACUAUACCAUCAACGAGAUUACCAUCAGUGGCAGAUGCGAGUGUCAUGGCCAUGCUGACCACUGUGAUACCAGUGUGACGCCCUACCGCUGUCUGUGCCUGCCUGAGAGCCACACAGAGGGAAACAAUUGCCAACAUUGUGCGCCCCUCUACAAUGACAAGCCAUUCAGGUCAGGUGACCAGCUCCAACCUAUGAACUGCCGGUCAUGCCAGUGUCACGGGCACGCCCUCUCGUGUCAUUAUGACGUUGCAGCCGAUGACCAACCCGAUGAGCACUACCGCGGAGGUGGAGGUGUCUGUGACAGCUGCAUGCACAACACCACAGGGAAAAACUGUGAGCUGUGUAUCAGUGGGUUUUUCAGGCUGGUGGAAUCUGAUCCCACUUCACUUGAUGUGUGUCAGCCUUGCAACUGUCACACUACUGGAACAGUUAAUGGCAGCAUGAAGUGUGCUCAGGUAGGAGGUCAGUGCCAGUGUAAAGAGGCAGUAACAGGUCGUCGGUGUGCAGACUGUUUGCCUGGUUGGUAUGGUCUUAAGGCCUCAAAUCCAAAUGGCUGCAUCCACUGUAACUGCAGCGACGUUGGCACCAUCAGCACUUCAACAGGGGGAGUUCCCAUUUGCAACCAGGCCACAGGACAGUGCCAGUGUAAACCCAAUGUCACAGGUCUUUUUUGUGACCGCUGUGAGUUUGGUUAUUGGAACCUGUCCCACCCAGAUGGCUGCAUCCCUUGCGACUGUGACCCCCUGGGUUCCCUCAGCCCGUUCUGUGACCCUGAGGGAGGACAGUGUGAGUGUAAACCUGGGGUGGGGGGCCAGCGCUGUGACUCCUGUGGCAGGGGUUCAUAUGGUUUAAGACUGGAGGGAUCCUGUACCCCAUGCAGCUGCUCACAAGAAGGGACAGUACCUGGGACAGACUGUGACCCUCACACAGGACAGUGUGUGUGUAAGGAACAUGUGGAAGGCCGUCUCUGUGAUUCUUGUCGUCACGGUUACCACACCCUGGAGCAGCGAAACUCCCUGGGCUGUCUGCCGUGUGCAUGUGACAUCUAUGGCACUGUACCAGAGGGUGUAUGCGAUAGGUGGACCGGACAAUGCCCGUGCCGAGAAGGGGUGGAGGGCACGCAGUGUAUCAACUGUGCCCACAACUACUACAACAGGAGUUUACUCCUCCAGAUCCCGUCAGAGAGCCUGUCCCAGGGCUGUGUUCCAUGUAUCUGUGACCCCAGAGGGACAGUGACUGGGUCAGUAUGUGACAGCACCACAGGGCAGUGUGUUUGUGUCCCGACACGUUAUGGACAGGACUGCAGUGGCUGCCGACCUGGCUACUACCUGUCUCCAGAUCAGAGUGUGUGUAUGGAGUGUGAUUGCCAUCCCAUGGGUGCAUCUCAGCGUGGUUGUGAGAGCCAGACUGGACAGUGUGUGUGUGCCCAUCCUUCAGUGGGAGGGCGGCGCUGUGAUCAGUGUCGUGAGAUGUUCUUCGGAUUCAACCCAGGCCUGGGCAGAUGCCAGCCUUGUGCAUGUGAUCCGAUGGGCAGUGUCAAUGGUUCAUGUCAUCCAGACUCAGGGGUGUGUGUAUGUAAGCUGUUGGUAACUGGAGAAAAGUGCAAUGUAUGUAAACCUGGAGCGAGUCAUUUUGACCCUGCGAACCACUUUGGCUGCAGUAAAGCGCCCUCCCAGCAGCCUGCACCAAUAGGUUUUGCUCUGAGCUAUUCUUCUAUUCAUCUCUCCUGGCAUCCACCUGACUCUCCAAACUCAAACAGACUCAACUACACGCUCAUUAGGGAUGGAAAGUCCGUGCAUAGCAUCCAAAGUCUCUAUCCUUUCAGCCCUGAAUCAUUUGAAGAUGCUGAUUUGUUUCCCCACACCAACUACUCUUACUGGCUCAUAACGGCUAAUGUGGCCGGCACGACAAUAAGUGCAUCGGCCUCAUACCAGACGUUAAGUGCGCCACCUGAUGCAGAACAACUCCGUUUAAAUCUUUUGGGACAACCCGGUCCGACCACGGCUAGUUUUAACUGGAGCACGCCACGAAAUGAUACUGGUCCAGUGGAAAGGUUUGUGUUAUCCUCCGUGGAGUCCUCCAGUGUGGUGGAGCCUGUUAUUCACUACACAGGCUUAUCAACAGAAGCUGUGGCAAGCGGUCUGAAACCUUUCACCCAAUACAUUGCAAUACUGGAGGCGUGCUCUUCUGGGGGGUGCACUUCUACCCCACCACUGUCUCUGUUGACAGCCUCUACCCCCCCACAAAACCAACCCCCACCCAGAGUCACUGCUACAGGACCUCAUACACUGCAUGCGUCAUGGGAGCCCCCCGCUCAGCCAAAUGGUGUAAUCACAAGGUAUGAGGUCUUUCUGUAUGGACCAAUGGAAUCACAGAACCUUUCAAGCCCUGCUGUUGAGAAGAGAGUGUUCUUCAGUUCUGGUUGGUGGGAUCCAAGUGUUUCCCCAGAAGCACAGCUGACCAAUAGGAGUGCAGUCUCACCCCCUGAGAGCAGUGCCAUUGUAGCAGGUCUGCAGGCAUUUUCCACCUAUCAGAUAAGAGUCGUGAGCAUCAAUAUGGCAGGAAAUGUCACAUCAGGAUGGACCACAGCACGCACCAUGGAGGGAGUACCAGAGUUGAUUGCUCCUCCACAAGUGUCUGCACCAUCAUCAACCAGUCUCAAAGUUGAGUGGAGCACCACUGAGGGCCAAGGGGUCAUCGCCAGGGGACAGAUCACAGAAUACCGAGUCAACUUGCUCACUGAGCAGACCAACAAUCCCCAUGCUCCUCCGGUUAUUAGUCAGGUUUUACAUAGGAUGGGACCAUCAUCACAUCCUGUUUACUUAGUGCAAGGAUUGAAGCCUUACCAUGUGUACAACUUCACUGUUACAGUUUGCACAAACUCAGGAUGCAUUAACAGUCUGCCAAGCACAGGACGGACCCUACCAGCAGCUCCAACAGGACUGUCCCCACCUGAAUUACAUACUGUGAAUGAAACCACCAUUCUAAUAGACUGGGACCCCCCAGCUCAACUCAAUGGACCACACCCACUAUAUCAGGUGGAGAGAACAGACGUCUCUUUCUCUAACUCACAAGAUCCUGUCGUCAGAGGAACCAGAUUCCCAGGAAACAGUUAUCAUCAGUUUCCCAGUGACACUCUACCUACCAACACUGACUUCACAGGUGUUAAGUUGAGUUUCAAGACUCGGUCUCCAGAUGGCCUGGUGUUCUGUGCCUUCUCUCCAGGAACUCAGGAGGAGUUUCUGGCUCUUCAGAUCAAAGAUGGACGCCCUUAUUUUUUGUUUGACCCACAGGGGUCAGCAGUGGCUGUAAGAGUGCAGGAUGAUGGAGGGCGCCGCUACGACGAUGGACAAUGGCACAGCAUCGCAGCAACAAGGCGAGGGGCCGUGGGAACAAUCGUUGUAAACAAUCAAUACGGAGGAAGUGCUUCAGCUUCCAGCGGCAGCACCAUUAUUGGUGAGAACACAGGGGUGUUUUUUGGAGGACUGCCUGAAAACUUUACUUUGUUGAGAGAGGAUCCAGGUGAAGCCCGGCUAGUGCGACAGGGUUUCUCUGGUUGCCUCAGAGACGUGAGUUUGAAGGUGACUGACAGCCCCUCAGAGGAAUGGAAGUCUCUGGACUGGACAGCAGCCACAAAGAAGGUGGAAGCAUACGACAGCUGGGAGGGAUGUCCUGUUCAAACUGUGGAUGGAGCCCAUUUUCUGGGUCACGGUUACUUGGAGAUGAGCAGAGAUGUAUUCAGUGGAGGGCGAGAUUUUGACAUUUCUAUGGGUUUCAGAACAGACCAGCUCAAUGCACUUUUACUCUUUACGUACAGCACACAAACUACAGACUACAUGCUGGUGGAGCUGGAAGCCGGCCUCCUUUCCUUCAUUCUUGCCUCUGGAGGUCAUGUGACUGAGCUCAGCAUGUGGGUGGGGCUUAGCUACUGUGAUGGAGACUGGAAACAGCUUUCACUGGCAAAACGCGGCUCGCUUGUCUCUGCUGCAGUUGAUGACUGGGCAGAGGAGACAAGGGGAGUGGGAGAAGCAGUAAGACUUAGAGUCGAUUCACCAUUAUACUUAGGGGGAGUGCCCACAGAGCUCAUACAUCCUGCUCUUGACAGACGAAGUCACAAACACGGCCUAGGGGGUUGCAUAAGAGGUCUUACCAUACGAAGUGAUGAAACAAACCAUCCUGUCAGUCAAAGUGUUAACCUCUCUGUUGCCUCCCGCCGGUCUGUCAGAGUCUACUUAGACGGCUGUCCCACCAGUGAAAGCCGGUACAACUGCAGAGGAAACGAUUCAGUGUUGGUGUAUAGUGGAAGGAAGACACAAGCCACAGAUAACAGUCUACAGCCUUUCACUGAGUACUUGUACAGGUUUGUGGCCUUGGCUGCAGGAGGUUGGACAGCUGGACCUUGGCAAAGAGGACGCAGUCAAAGCAUAGCACCAAGGUCUGUAUCACCUCCUACCACAGUGCAGAGCCUGAAUGGCUUCAGUGCCAAGGUGAGCUGGUUGCCACCCACUGGUGACAUGAGAGGGCCGAUUGACAGAUAUGAGUUGAAGGCCUACAAUAGAGACCAGCCAGAAGUACCACCUGUCAAAGCUACAUACCUGGCUAAUGGAAAUUUCACAGGUGUGCUGACAGGUCUUACUCCAUCCACUCAAUACAUUAUCACUGUAAGUGCCUGCAGUCCUGUUGGCUGCACUGAGAGUCUUCAUAAUGACAAUGAUGGGGAUAAUGAUUGGAGAUCAAGCCUUACAACCCCGGAGGAAGCUCCGGAUGGUGUCUCUCCUCCAGCUGCGGUCUCAUCCCCCUCUGCUCUUUAUCUUACCUGGGAACCUCCAGCCAGGCCCAAUGGAGGCAUUACGGAGUACCUCCUCUAUCACAACAGCCAAAUGGUCUACAGGGGGAAAGACACACAACACAACAUAACUGGUCUUGGUGUGUAUUCCACCCAUGUCUUUGUACUGAGUGCAUGCACUUCAGUGGGUUGCACCAACAGUUCACAAGUUACUAUGCUGACCUCUCAGCUUCCUCCUGGGCCUUUACAAGCACCAACUCUUACCCUGCUUGACUCGCGGACUAUUCUGGUGGAGUGGGCUCGUCCCUCUCAGGUCAACGGUGCUUUGGAGUCCUAUUCCAUCUUCCUGUCACAUGAUGGUGCAGAGCCUGUGCUGGCCUAUAACAGCUCAGAACUUUUUGAAGACCACACACUCCACAACCUAACCCCUGGAACAGUUUACACCAUCACACUCGCUGCCUGCACAGGAGGUGGGUGUACCUUAAGUCCUCCCAGCCAGGCUCAGACUGAGGAGAGUACCCCAGAGAGCGUCCCUGCCCCAUUGGUCACCCCGCUGUCCCCAUAUGCACUCAACGUUAGCUGGACACCUCCUGACACCCCGAAUGGCAUUAUAACCAGCUAUGGACUCUGGCUGGAUGGAGUUCUUAUUUUAAACUCCAGUUCCUCCCAGAGGUACUUUGUGGUGGAAGGACUCUCUCCAUGGAGCCGACACAUACUCAGGCUGCAGGCGUGCACAGCUCGGGGCUGUGGCAAGGGACCAAUGGUGGAGAUGCGUACAUUAGAGAUGGCCCCAGAUGGCCCUAUACUGCUGGAACUGACCAAUCAAAGCUCUCGAUCACUCCGAGCCCGCUGGACGGCCCCACCUAGACCAAAUGGGAACCUCAGCUACACACUGUACUACAAAAGCAAAGAUGGAGGUAAUGUGUUGGAUGGAAGUACAGCAGCAGGCAGCUGGUUGUCUGUGACUGACCUGCAGCCUCACACCAACUACAGCUUCUGGAUCAGAGGUUGCAACACACAGGGUUGUGUUGAGAGCCUGCCACUCAGUGUUAUCACGCCCCCAGCAGCCCCAGAUGGGUUGUCACCUCCGAGUUUGGCUCAUGCAACUAGUGCCACUCUGAAUGUAUCCUGGUCCACACCUGCCCACUCCAACGCGCCAGGCCCACUCCAUUACAGCUUGCAAAUGAGGACUUCCCCACAGAGGCCUGUGAUAAGGCUUCUGGAAAAUGCAACAGACACCUUUUCUUAUCACGUAGAGGGCCUGUCGCCGUACACACAGUACGCGUUCAGAGUGGUGGUUUCGCACACACACGGACAGACAGUCAGCCCCUGGGCAACCCUGCUCACCGCCGAGGACCGUCCAGGACCAGUGAACACUACAUCUGUGUCAGGGCUCCAUCAUCGAAGUGUAACAAUAAGCUGGGUUCCUCCCUUUCGACCAAAUGGUGUUAUCACCAAUUAUACUCUUUUUCUUUGUCCCAACUCAGUGUCCUGCACCAGCACAGCCCUCCCCUCCAGCUCAGGUCCAAACCAAAGCCUACUGCCCAACACUGAGAAUGCAUAUCUCAACUCAGCAACAUCCAGUCUCACCCCCUCAGGCCCUAGAUCCAACCUCCUCCCUAACACUUUCUCUAGCUUGAAGCCUGCUAUCGCAGAAGACGACCAGAUGGGGUCCAUUCAUGGAAGCAAUACAAGCCAAGGCCGCAGUUCCAUCUCAUUCCACCCAUACACUACAACCAGCUCUAAUGUUGAGCCUAAUUUUAAACAGGACUCCUAUUACAGCCCCAUGUCUGGUUUCUUUAGUGCAGCUUCAGAUUCAAGUUCACCCCCUUUAUCUGUCACUGUUCCUGGGAACACCACGAGCUAUACUUUCCUCGACCUAGUGCCAUACCAGACCUACAGCCUCCAGGUGGAGGCGUGCACUGGUGUGGGUUGUACGCUGUCUGGGAUGUCUCUGAAUUUUCGUACCCUCCCAGCUCCUCCUGAAGGGGUUCCUGCACCUCACCUUUACUCUGACACCCCCACCUCUGUUCUUUUGUCCUGGGGUGCACCAGAGUGGAGCAAUGGACCACUGGAGCGAUGGCUGAUAGAGCGCAGAGUUGCUGGGACCAAACAAGUCUCCACAGUGGGUCAACUCCCAGCGGACCCUUAUCCUCUUUCCUUCUUGGACUCUUCCUCGGCCCUCAGUCCCUGGACUACUUACCAGUAUCGACUUGUGCUCCGUAAUCAGGCUGGCAACACCACAGGACCCUGGGUCAGUAUCACCACCAGACCCUCUCGGCCAGCAGGUCUCAGUCCACCGAGGGUGAAGGUCUUGGGGUCAGAGUCACUUCAGGUCACAUGGUCCCCUCCUCUUAUUCCCAAUGGAGAAAUCCAUGGCUAUGAGAUCCGCCUCCCAGAACCCAGCAUCUUCCAUCACAGUGUAAAUGCUUCUGAGCUCAGCGUUAUGGUGACGGACCUCAUUCCAUACACAAACUACAGUGUCACUGUGUUGGCAUGUGCCAUGGGUGGUGGACAUGUUGGAGGAUGUACAGAAAGCCUGCCGACUGCAGCCACCACAUUAUCCACAAGUCCUGGAGGCCUUCAACCACUGUCUAUAGUGGCAGUCAGUGAGUCUUUCCUGGCCAUUUCCUGGCAACCACCAAGCAGGCCCAAUGGACCUAACAUCAGAUACAAGUUGCUCAGACGUAAAACCCACCAGCCCCUGGCCAUCGCCACGGUCCCCUCGGUAACAGCCGUGUCCCCUCCCCCCUCUGAAGAUCUCCAUCGCUGGCUCCAUGUUUACUCCGGCACCAAAUUGUUCUACCAAGAUAAAGGCCUAAGCAGAUUCACCCGUUACCAGUAUCAGUUGGUGGUGUAUAAUGACGUGGGCUACUCCUCAGGAGAGAUCGUUAUGGCGACGACCAUGGCAGGGGUUCCCCACUGCUCUCCGUCUCUCUCAGCUCAUGCCAUCAAUCACACUGCUGUAUGGGUCAACUGGACACAACCCACUCUGCAAGACCUACAGGGGGAGGUGGAAUCUUACUUUGUGACAGUCGAGUCCGCCCAGUCAAGUCAAAUCUUGGCUUUUCCUCCUGAGGUCAUCUGCACUGUGAUAAGUGACCUUUGGCCCAGUACCACAUAUCUGGUAUCAUUACAGGUGUCCAAUGGAGCACAUAAUACAACUAAGGCAACAAUUAACGUCACUACAGAGGAUGGAGAGCCAGAUGGGAUGUCAGCCCCAGAGGUGGUCCCAGUUAACAGCAGCACAGUACGUGUGCUGUGGCUCCCUCCUCUACGACCCAAUGGAGCCGUUACUGGCUACUACAUAUACGUUAAUGACCAUCUUCACGGCAAUGUUGACAACAGCUCUGGGUCCUACCUGCUGGGGGACCUGCUGCCUUUUACUGUGUACAGUGUUCAGGUGGAAGUGUGUACUGUGUAUGCAUGUGUGCGGAGUAAUGUUACUCAGACAACUACCGUGGAGGACCUGCCUGCUGACCUGGCUGCACCACAUGCACAAGUGAUCACUCCCAGGGUCGUGAGGCUGGACUGGUCCCGUCCAGGAAGACCCAGUGGGAUCAUGCUGGGCUAUGAGAUCUUAAGACGGACCCUGAGGUCAUGUGCCGUUGGGUCAACAGGGGUCACAUCCUCUGUGGAGGAAGAGUCAGCUGUUGCAGGUGGUGUAAGGUUCAGAUGUUCUUACUUGCAGUGUCCUGCCAGUCAUGGAGUGUGUGGCACUUCCUGUUUCCACCCUGACAUUCAGGUUUGCUGCAGUGGGCUGUUGUACACUAAAAAACCACAUCAUCAUUGCUGUGAGGGCAGCUACCUGAGUUGGAGUAAUUCCUCUAGUCCAGCGUGCUGUAAUGGCAAACUGUUACCAGCACUCCAUGAGCAUUGGUGCUGUGGAGGAUACUAUGUUCAUGUUAAAACCAAUGAAAACUGCUGUCCUGACCACUCGCGGGGCCGGGUCUCAGUGGGGCUGGGUGACAGCUGCUGUGGGGGGGUUCCUUACUCCAUGAGAGGUGGCCAGAUCUGCUGUAGUGGAAGCCUCCAUGAUGGCUAUGGGGUCCAAUGCUGUGGAGGCCGGAUUGUAGAUGAUACACUAGUGUGCUGCGGUGACGCUGAGAGGGGGGAAGUGCACACAUAUGCCCCAGGUUUCAUCUGCUGUGGUCAGGAGUAUAUGAACUCUUCAACCUCUCUUUGCUGUGUGGGCAAUGAUGGAUACCCCACAAUGCACCCUGCUGGCAAUGCCACAGUGACUCUGCAGUGCUGUGGGUCAAAGGUCAUACGUCAGGAAGAGGAAUGCUGCAACGGUAUUGGCUAUGACCCCCAACGGCAUGUAUGUGCUGACCGGCCCACACCCGGCCUGUUAAUACAGCACCAGUGUUUGCAGGGUGCUGUGUGUCCCACAGCUGCAGCACCUACAGCGUACUGCGGCACAUGUGACCUCGAUCCAUCUAUGACCGCCUGCACAUGGGUCCUGUCUGCGCACACACAGCAUGAUGCACCCUCCACAACAUACUCACCCUCCAUCGACAACACACAUGAAAUGCUCUCUGCAGGCCUGUUUACACCUACAAACAAAACUUACAAAAUGACAGAUGCAUACAGUCACACACACACUGAGAACCUGCAGUUCGAGGGAAGCCUGUGCCCGUCGCAUGAGGAGGUAGUGUACAGCGGAGAUGCCAACAGAUAUACUUUUACAGACUCUGAUCUGGAGCCCUUCACCACCUAUGAGUACAGAGUGAGGGGCUGGAACAGCUUUGGACAAGGUUCCAGUCACGGUACAACAGUGACCACCAGUGAAGACAAACCAUGGGGUGUGGCACCUCCCCGCUGGAGUCGCUUAGGUGAAAGAGAUGACAUUAUCCAGCUGCAAUGGCAAGCACCUGCCAGGCCUAACGGGUACAUCACCCACUAUGUUAUACUGCGGGAUGGACAAGAGCGUUACCGUGGUGAUGAGAACAGUUUCACUGAUGUGGGUGGGAUCAGACCUUUCCAGGAAUACAGUUACCUUCUGAGGGUCUGUAACCGGGCUGGUUGUACUGACAGUACGCAGGUGGUGGCAGUGACAGUCCAAGGAGUCCCAGAGGGUGUGCAGCCUCCAGUGGUAACAGCUUUAAGCCCCUCCACCCUCCACGUGAGCUGGUCAGAACCCACUCGUCCCAGUGGAAUCAUACAGACGUACCACCUGAACCAGACGGGUGUCGGAACCAUAUUUACCCACAGCAGUGGGCCAAGAAAUUAUACUGUGACUGGUUUGCAGCCGUACGCAGACUACAGUUUUGUGCUGCUGGCCUGUACAGCUGUCGGAUGUGGAGCCAGCUUACCUUCUACAGGACGCACCCUGCAAGCCGCCCCUGCAGGUGUAUGGUCAAGGCCCAGACAUGUGAUGAUAAACACAUCUGCAGUGGAGCUGUACUGGGAUCAGCCGCCCCAGCUUAAUGGACACAUCUCCCAGUACAGACUGAACAGAGACGGUCACACCAUUUUUACCGGAGACCACCGUGACCAGAAUUACACUGACACUGGACUCCUGCCAAACCGCAGGUAUGUGUAUGAGCUGGAGGCCAGUACAGGGGGUGGGACGGGUGUGAGUGACAAAUAUGUGAUCCAAACACCAGUCUCAUGCCCCAGUGGGAUCCAUCCUCCCCACAAUGUGACAGUGUUGGGCCCCCACUCUAUCUCUCUUGCCUGGACCCCUCCUGCUAAACUCAACAGCAGCCAGCCUGUAAACUACAAUAUGUUGUUAAAUCCAGGAAGUAACAAAGCCUUAAUGCAUCCUGCUGGGCAAGACCUGCACCUCACUGUGACCGGCCUUGAGCCAUUCACCAUCUACUUCAUCAGACUGCAGGCCUGUCAAAUGGAGGGGUGUGGAGUAGGAGGUGGUGUGUAUGUUCGGACUUUAGAGGCAGCACCAGAAGGUCUGUCACCCCCCAAGGUAAAGGCAGCUGGAGCCAGCGUCCUGGAGAUAUACUGGUCAGCCCCUCAAAAACCCAACGGGCUCAUCACGUCCUAUCAUAUAUACAGGCGUCCAGUAGGAACAGAGGAGGAGCUGCUCAUUUUCAUCUGGUCCAGUGGGCCGCUGGAAUUUUUUGAUGCAAGCCCUGCCCUGCGACCUUUCAGCUACUUUCAGUACAGGAUACGCGCCCACAACUCCAAAGGCUCAGUUCUGAGCCAGUGGACUGUAGCCCAAACCUUGCAGGCUAAACCACAAGAUAUGGCCCCUCUCACUGCCACACCCACAGGUGCCUACUCGACCCAUCUGAAAUGGAGUGAGCCGGGACAGCCCAACGGUCUCAUUUCCCACUAUAGAGUGGUUUACAAGAAGCACCAAGACGACCCAACACUCAACACAACUGCUGUUACUGCUCUCACUGUGGAGGGUUCAGUCCUAGAAGCGACUGUCUAUGGUCUUGAACCAUACAGUCAGUAUAGUCUGCGAGUGGAAGCUGUGAAUGAUGCAGGCAGUGUGUCCAGUCCAUGGGUAGGCAUUAGGACGCUGGAGGCUUCUCCUGCAGGCCUUGAAAACUUCACAGUGGAGCAGAGAGAGCAGGGUCGGGCGUUACUGCUGAGCUGGGAUCAACCAAGUGCUCCAAACGGAAUCAUCACGAUGUAUAACUUGUACAGUGAAGGGAACCUGGAAUUCAGCGGACUAUCACGCAACUUCCUGUUUCGUCGUUUGGAGCCAUGGACCAUGUAUUCUUUGACUCUUGAAGCUUGUACCUCAGCAGGCUGCACACACACCCCACCUCAGCACGUCACCACAGCAGCAGCUCCACCUUCUUCCCAGCCACCCCCCAGGCCUCUCUUCAUUGGCCCAGACCAUGUGUCACUCACCUGGGGCCCUCCCUCCCAGCCCAAUGGACCGAUUGCAGAGUAUUUCUUACUUGGGAGAAGUCUGGAGGAAGUGGCGAGAGGAAGGAGCAAUGAAGAGGGUAAUGAAAGCGGAAAGGUGCUGUUCAGAGAGUCAUCCCCAAAACAAGGUGAAACCUUUUCGUAUACAGUGACCGGAUUGCGUCCCUGGACACAGUAUGAGUUCAGUGUUCGCACUCACAACCAUGCUGGACAUACCUGGAGUCCCUGGGUAACUGUGACAACCAGACAGGCCCCUCCUCGUGGUCUAGCAUCCCCAACGGUGAGCCACCUCCAAGGCAAGCCCAGUGAGGUGUUGGUGACCUGGACUCCUCCUUUGGAGCCCAACGGGGUGCUUCAGUCCUACAGGAUUCAGAGAAACAAUGUCAGUUUCUCAUUUAGUUUUGACCCUACCGUCCUCAGCUACACAGAUGAAGACCUCCUGCCCUUUUCAACAUAUAGCUACUCAGUCAUAGCCUGCACAUCUGAGGGAUGCAUCACAAGUCCUCAUACAAACAUCACAACUCUAGAGGCUCCACCUGCCACAGUGGAAGCUCCCGCAAUGGACAGCAUCACAUCCAAUAGUAUAAACAUUUCCUGGAGCAAACCGCUGACACAGAAUGGAGAGGUGACUGAAUACGUGCUCAAACUGAACAAUGAAGAAGCUUAUCGUGGGAAAGACCUAAAUGUAGUGCUGUCACAUUUGCGGCCUCACACCUCAUAUCAGCUGGUCCUUGUAGCGUGCACCAGGGGUGGGUGCACUACCAGCACCACAGUGUCUGCUCAAACUGAGGAAGUUCCACCCACUGACCUGCCUGCCCCAACUCUGAAGGUCACUGGCUCAGAGUCAGUGGAGGUUAACUGGAGACCACCAGAACACCCUAAUGGCAUCAUCACAGGAUAUGAGCUUCGCAGAGAUGGUGAAGUCAUCUAUGUCGGCACAGAGACCCAUUACCACGACUUUACACUUGUGCCUAAUGUGGAAUACAGCUACGUUGUCAGGGCCAACAACAGCAAAGGCGCAGUGAGCAGCGCAGCGUCCACAGCAAAGACUGACUCGUCAGCUCCGUCUGGGGUUGGUGUCCCCACACUGACGCCUCUGGGACCGAACCAGGUGAGAGUAGACUGGAGUACUCCAGCUCGUCCUAAUGGAGACAUUGUGAGUUACACUGUGCAUCAAAGAGAUCCAGUCCAGCUCAGCCUCAUCAGCACUGUGUUCACUCCAGAGGAGGGUGACUUCUCUGACAGACACACCACUCUGCAUGGGCUUGCUGCUUACCACAGGUAUGAAGUGAAGGUGGAGGCCUGCACAGCGCUGGGCUGCUCUUCCAGUGACUGGUCAUCUGUACUUACUUUGGAAGCUCCCCCUGCUGGACAAACAGCACCGCUGCUAGACCUCCAACCUGACAUACACACCGGCCUACAGACCACUUUUUUACUCACCUGGUCGCCUCCAGCUCAGCCAAAUGGCAAAGUUCUGCUUUAUGAGGUGUACCGCAGGAUGACUCGUACCACUGACAGCCACAGAAGUGAUACAGAAACACUCAUCCACAGGGAUGUGUCCACUACUUACAAAGAUGAAGCACUUCAGCCGUAUACUCUAUACCAGUACCAGGUGUGGGCAGUGAAUUCUGCUGGUCGCUCUGCCAGUGCGUGGGCCAGUGGGAGAACCGGACCUGCCCCACCUGAGGGUGUAGGCCCGCCUAUUUUCCUGCAUGUUUCAGCGACCUCAGCAGUAGUGGACAUCCAUCCUCCAGCUCAACCCAAUGGGAUCAUUAGCCUUUACAGAGUGUUCUCACUGAACCACAGCAGCCACACUCUGCUGUCAGAAGGUACAUCCCACCAACAGACGCUCCAUGGUUUACAUCCUUAUACCCAAUACUGGGUAGGAAUAGAGGCCUGCACCUGUUAUCAGUGCUGUAACCAAGGUCCAGUGGGUGACCUCCACACCCUGGCCGCCCCCCCAGCACGCCAGCCUCCUCCUCGCCCCGUCACCCUGACCUCCCGCUCUGUUCAGCUGGAAUGGGACGAGCCUCUGGCACCUAAUGGAGUUAUUGAAAGCUGUGAGCUACAUCUCAGAUCACCCUGCCCACAGCCCCUCCAGCCUGUCCCCCUACCUUGCACUGAAGGACCAGUGGAAAUCUGCUUCUUUGGGAAAAGGCGGAGCUACAAUGUGACAGGUCUUCAGCCGUACUCCACCUAUCAGCUGAGGGCUGCCUGCUUCAACAACAUGGGCAGCACUGCCUCCAACUGGACUACUGUUACCACACUCAGUGAAGCCCCCCGGUAUGUGUCUCCAUUCUCAGUGGACAGUAACCUGACAGUUAUCUGGUUGGACUGGGGGGAGUCCUUCGCCCUCAACGGCUACCUGAAGGAGUAUAGUGUGACUGAGAGCCAGCUGAGGAUCUAUACUGGUUUCUACAGCUAUCUCCAUAUUUCACGCACCUCGCAGAAAACUCUGUCAUUUCAGGUGACAUGUACGACCAACAGUGGCAGUGCCAGCACUCCCAUCGUCAGAUAUAGCCCUGCCACAGGCCUAGGUCCUCCUGAGCCUGAAGACAGUGGUAAACAGGGCGUCAGCAUGUCAGCAACACCAGUUUACUCUGAGCUGUGGUUCAUCUUGUUGCUGACUCUGCUGGGUCUGUUUCUGUUGGCCUUACUGCUGGGCCUAGUGCUGCAGAGAGGCCUGAGGAAGAAUCCUUCAGCCAGAGAGCGCCCUCCGCUGGUCAUGCUUCAGAAGACCCGGAAGGCUGCGGGAGAGACAUACAUGAGGUCCUGUCCUGAGUUGUGCUCUAAACAUCACUCCAGCUCAGUGCUCCUCCCUGAUCGUCCCAUAGGUCUGACGGACACAAAGAUAGUCGGCAGCAGCUCACAAUUCAGCCCCAUGUCUGUCCUGCGGGUUCCCAGCCAAGCAGACCUCAGCCAGGCCUACUCCCAGCAUUCCCUGCACCGCAGCGUCAGUCAGCUGAUUGACAGGAAGUCACUGAUGAUGGAGGAAGGAAGUUGGGACAACCCACUGGGACAAGAUUCUGGACUGUAUGUGGAGGAAGAUGAGUUUGUGGAUGCCAUCAAGGCUUUAAGUUCUGUGAAAAAGGAGCACACCAUGUUCACUGACACACAUCUUUAAGACAACAUCCCUGCAUCUAAUCAGGUAUCAUAGUCACGAUUCAGAGCAAGACAGGAGAAUAUUCACAUCUGCUAUUUGCUGUCUAACUUGUCAGUAAAUCAUUCUGAUAAUUUGCAGUGCUUGAUUUAUGAUUUUAGAAGUUUUGAAAAAUACCUGCAGCAUGUGAUGUUUUAAUUAUGUUCAAAAAAGAAAGUCAACCCCAAAAGACUUAAUGUUAAGGGAAUAAUAAUGAUUGUUUAACUGCAGCAUUCAACUUAAACUACACUAUAUAGACAAAAGUAUUGGAACACCUGACCAUCACACCGAAUUCUAAGAUGGAGAUGAUACCCUCUUUGCAGUUACAACAGCUUCCAUCUUCUGAGAAGGCUUUCCACAAGAGUGUUUCUGUGGAAAUUUCUGCCCAUUCAUGCAGUAGAGCAACAGUGAGGUCAGGCGCUAAUGUUGGACCAAACGGCCUGAAUCACAAUCUCUGUUCCAGUUCAUCCCAAAGGUGUUGGAUGGGGUUGAGGUCAGGACUAUGUGCGGGCCAGUCAAGUUCUUCCACAUCAAACUCAUCCAGCCAUGUCUUUAUAGA